Arachis ipaensis is the source of this 2332-nucleotide messenger RNA. Its product is annotated as protein NRT1/ PTR FAMILY 5.10. Gene Ontology annotation, cellular component: membrane. NCBI's taxonomy places the organism in Eukaryota, Viridiplantae, Streptophyta, Magnoliopsida, Fabales, Fabaceae. The record is from RefSeq and is a predicted model, not a curated record. Gene Ontology annotation, molecular function: dipeptide transmembrane transporter activity; tripeptide transmembrane transporter activity. Gene Ontology annotation, biological process: dipeptide transport; transmembrane transport.
AAAAAAAAAUCGUUAGCGACUAGAUUCCCUAGUCCCUACUCCUACUUGGUCUUAGAGUUGUCGUUUCCAGUUUCUAAAAAUAAGAAAUAAAGAACUGUAUGAUACAUGAUUUGCAAAAGAAUUGGAAAGCAAACUUUGACUGUAUUACUCCAGCAACUAUGCCUUUGUCUGACUUUCCUCACUUUUUAUACUAACUGUGACUCGACGAUUUUUAGUAUGCGAUGAUGAUGAGAGUACAACACACCGGCACCAAUUAAUUAUUCAGCUUCAGUCCUCCAUUCCAAACCAUCGAUGGCCAUAUCCGGGGAGGUUUCCUCAGAAUUGGAAGCUCCUCUGGUUGCUGACACAGAUAAUACCGUGAACGGCGCCGUUGACUACAAGGGACGACCUUCCAUCAGAUCCAAAUCUGGCUCGUGGAGAUCUGCUCGCUUUAUCAUAGGUGUGGAAGUGGCAGAGAGGGUGGCGUUCUAUGGAAUUGAGGCGAACCUGAUAUCGUAUCUUACGGGCCCGCUGAAGCAGAGCACGGCGGCCGCAGCCGAAAAUGUCAACAUAUGGUCGGGAGCAUCCUCCCUGCUUCCCCUCUUUGGAGCAUUCAUCGCCGAUUCCUACCUUGGACGUUACCGCACUAUCAUUCUCGCCUCCAUCAUCUAUAUUUUGGGGCUAGGAUUGUUAACACUAUCAGCGUUGCUUCCUUCUCUCAUCAAUUCGGAGUGCCAGGUUGGCAGCAAAUUGGGAUCAUGCUCUACGGAAUCUCAAGUAAUCUUGUUCUUCAUCUCACUUUAUCUGGUGGCCAUUGGGCAAGGUGGACAUAAGCCCUGUGUUCAGGCAUUCGGAGCAGACCAAUUUGAUGAACAGCAUCCGAAGGAGCUCAAAGAUAGAAGCACAUUCUUUAACUGGUGGUAUUUCACAAUGUGUGCAGGUUGCAUGGGAACUCUCUGGAUUUUGAACUAUAUACAGGACAACCUUAGUUGGGUCGUUGGAUUUGGAAUCCCUUGUGCUGUGAUGAUCAUUGCAUUGCUUGUUUUCUAUCUGGGAACAUGGACCUACAGGUUUAACAUCAAGGGCCAUGGCAAGAGCCCCUUUGUCAGAAUUGGUCGUGUCUUUAUUACAGCCGCAAGAAAUCGCCAAGCAACAGCCAUCCAAGAGGAAACUGGGGGAACACUCCCUCCAAAAAGUUCCCAACAGUUCAACUUCCUCAACAAAGCAUUAAUAGCACCAGACUGUUCCACCAAAGAAGGGGAGGUCACAUGUAGUGUCGUGGAGGUGGAAGAAGCAAAGGCGGUACUAAGGCUGGUUCCUAUUUGGGCAACAACUCUGCCGUUUGCUAUUGUGUUUGCUCAAUCCCCUACCUUCUUCACGAAGCAAGGAUUUACACUGGACCGCAACAUAUUUCCAGGCUUUGACAUACCUGCAGCUUCUCUGCAAACCCUUAUCACACUUGCCAUUAUUGUCAUCAGUCCCAUCUAUGACCGCAUAUUUGUGCCAAUAGCAAGAGGAAUCACUGGGCGACCCUCCGGCAUCACAAUGCUGCAAAGAAUUGGGAUUGGGAUUUUUAUAUCGAUAUUUACUGUCAUAAUUGCGGCCCUUGUUGAGAUGAAAAGACUGCAAACAGCACAAGAGUUUGGACUUGUUGAUGAACCGGAUGUAACCAUUCCCAUGAGCAUGUGGUGGUUGAUUCCCCAGUACUUCUUGCUUGGAGCUGCACAAGUCUUCACCAUGGUUGGUCUGCAGGAAUUUUUCUAUGAUCAGGUCCCGAACGAACUGCGAAGCAUGGGACUUGCUCUGUACUUGAGCAUCUUUGGUGUGGGAAGCUUUCUAAGUAGCUUUCUGAUUUCAGUUAUCGAAGAAGUGACAGGCAGAGAUGGACAUGAAAGUUGGUUUGCUAAUAAUCUGAAUAAGGCGCAUCUUGAUUACUUCUACUGGCUACUUGCUGCCCUUAGUGUCAUCGGAUUCAGUCUCUUCAUUUGCUUUGCAAAAUCCUACAUUUAUAAUCACAAAGGAAUUUCUCGAGGAUAACCCACUUCAUAUAUAUUUUGUCGUUCUGCAAGGAUUAAUGCUUAUUUCUGCUACUCAGGCAACCAAGGUUUACCCAACCCCUAUGCCACGAACUAUAAAUUUUACCAAAGUUAGCAAGAGGAGGGUGAGAAUAGACCCACACUUGAAGCUUAAGUGAGAUUUACAGGAGACUUCAUCAUUAAAUUGUAUGUUCAACUGCACAAACCAUAGCCAUGUAAAAGCAAAUUGCAAUUAGAUUAAAUUUCAUGAAGAUCAUAUAUAUUAACAAAUGAAAAAUUAUUGUAGUUGAGAAUAUUAUUGUUUGAUGCGUCUUGAA